AUGACGGUCACACCUGCACCCCCGCCUGCCACAGACAAACUGCCCGCCGACUUCCUCUGGGGUUUCGCCACUGCGAGCUUCCAGAUUGAAGGUUCGACCGACGUCGACGGCCGAGGCAAGUCCAUCUGGGACGACUUCUCCAAGCUCCCCGGAAAGACCCUCGACGGCCGCGACGGCGACGUCGCCACGGACUCGUACAACCGCUGGAAAGAGGACCUCGACAUCCUCUCCCAGUACGGCGUCAAGUCUUACCGUUUCUCCAUCUCCUGGUCGCGCGUCAUCCCCCACGGAGGUCGCAGCGACCCGGUCAACGAGGCGGGGAUUCAGUGGUACUCGGAUCUGAUCGACGCGCUCCUCGAACGCGGAAUCGUUCCCUUCGUGACACUCUACCAUUGGGACCUGCCCCAGACUCUCUAUGACCGCUAUGGAGGCUGGCUCGACAGGGAGAUCGUCCAAGACUACGUGCGCUACGCCAAGCUUUGCUUCGAGCGGUUCGGCGACCGCGUCAAGUUCUGGCUGACGCACAACGAGCCGUGGUGCAUCUCCAUCCUCGGCCACGGCCGCGGCGUGUUCGCCCCCGGGCGGUCAAGUGACCGCGUGCGCUCCCCCGAGGGCGAUUCCUCGACUGAACCAUGGAUCGUCGGGCACCACCUAAUACUCGCCCACGCAUACGCGUGCAAGCUCUACAGGGACGAGUUCAAGGCCGCGCAGGGCGGCCAGAUCGGGAUCACCCUCAACGGCGACAUGGCGCUGCCGUACGACGACAGCCCGGAAAACAUCGCCGCGGCGCAACACGCGCUCGAUGUCGCUAUCGGCUGGUUCGCGGACCCGAUCUACCUCGGGGACUACCCGCAGUACAUGAGGGAGAUGCUCGGGGACCGCCUCCCGCGGUUCACCGCGGAGGAGAUUGCGGUCGUGCACGGCUCGUCCGAGUUCUACGGCAUGAACACGUACACGACCAACCUCUGCAAGGCGGGCGGGGAGGACGAGUUCCAGGGGAACGUCGAGUACACGUUCACCCGGCCGGACGGGACCCAGCUCGGGACGCAAGCGCACUGCGCGUGGCUGCAGGACUACCCCGAAGGAUUCCGGCAGCUGCUCAACUACCUCUACAAGCGGUACAAGAAGCCGAUCUACAUCACCGAGAACGGGUUCGCGGUCAAGGACGAGGACGCGAUGCCGCUCGAGCGCGCGCUCGCGGACACGGACCGCGUGCGCUACUUCGCGGGCAACACCGCCGCGAUCCUCGCCGCCGUGAACGAGGACGGGGUCGACGUCCGCUCGUACUUCGCCUGGAGCCUGCUCGACAACUUUGAGUGGUGCGUGGCGGACGGCUACGUGACCCGCUUCGGGCUCACGUACGUCGACUACGACACGCAGAAGCGCUACCCGAAGGAGUCCGGCAAGUUCGUCAGCAAGUGGUUCACGGAGCACGUACCCGCCGCCGCACCGCCCGCCGCCGCCGCGCCCGCGAAGCUCGCGCUCCCCAAGGUCGCGGACACGCAGAGCCAGUCGAGCACGAGCUCGCCGACGGUCGAGACGGACGAGCCCAAAAAGAAGUCGAAGAAGGCGCCCUUCGCGCGCUUCACGGCGUACGUCUCUGCCUUGCUCAACCUGUGA
Messenger RNA from Epithele typhae, 1620 nucleotides. RefSeq names its product beta-glucosidase 1B. The coding region runs from base 1 to 1620 and encodes 539 amino acids. Lineage: Eukaryota; Fungi; Basidiomycota; Agaricomycetes; Polyporales; Epitheliaceae. The transcript has 16 exons. Gene Ontology annotation, molecular function: beta-glucosidase activity. Gene Ontology annotation, biological process: carbohydrate metabolic process. The record is from RefSeq and is a predicted model, not a curated record.